AUACUAUCAGGGUUUGCAAAGGUGCAGAAAUCAACUGCGACUGCCGAACUUCGGGCCCCGACAAAGGAGGCCCGCAAUGUUAACAACUAGUAGUUAACACUCGCACCACUAGUCCAACUUAUAAUCUGACUGCCCUUGGCGACGGCGGCCGGCACGAAAGGAAUGGUGCGCCUCCACGAGCUCUCGCUGGGCGAUACGUUCGAGGACUUGUUGGUUGAGGUCUGGCAGCUGGAAGGCGUGGAUGCCGCCAGCAAGCCGCGGGACCCGGUGUACUCGGCCGUUGUGCGCGACCCCUCCGGCUACUGCCGCCUCAUCUACCGCGCCACCAACGCCUGCAAGCCCAGCGCGGUCAAGAAGGGGAAGUUCUACCGCGUGUCUGGCAAGGUGAGCAGCCACCGCGGGCGCAUGCAGAUCCAAAUCGGCAGCUCAUGGGGCCGCGUGGAGAAGGUCAACGGAGAAGAGUUCGUGUGCAACCUGCCGCCGCCCGGCCCCGAGACCGACAUGUCCGCCACUGAGCGCUGGUUCGCAACGCUGGUGCUGCACCUGCCGCCGCCACCACCACCACCUGCUACAGCCGCUACAGCCUCGGGCGGCGCGGCAGCUGCCAGGAAGCUGCGUGCCUUCAUCCUGCCGCCCAACCAGCCGCAGCAGGGGCAGCAGGGCGCGGGGGUGGCGCAGCUGAGCAACCGCGGCGCGGGCGGCGGCGACCCCGUGGCUCCGGGGCCGGGGUCGGCGGGGCUGCUGCCGCCGCCGGGCGGGGUGCCGCUGCCGGCGGCAACGGCGGGGUACGUGGAGACGGAGCGCGGCGCGGCGCACAGGGCCCUGCGCGACGUGCUGCGUGUGGCGCCGGACGCGGUGCGGCUGCUGCCGCUGCCGCCGCUGCUGCACGUGCGGCCCGCGGCACCCGGAGUUGCGGGCGCCUGUCCGGCCGUGUUCCACGUCUUCACCGCGGUGCUACACGCGCCCGAGGACGACCUCAAGUUCGUGUUCGGCGAGCCCCGCGGCGGCGGCUGGGUGGAGCUGGAGCAGCUGCAGGCUGUAGCAGCUGACGGCAGCAGCAGCGGCAGUAGCAGCAAUGGGCUGGCAGGCCGCAUCCCGGCCGAGUGGCGGCCCACGCUGGCGGCGGCGGUGGCCCAGGCACGGGCGGCGGCGGCGACGGGGCUGUUGGACCUGCCCUUGGCCGCCUUCCCCCGCGCGCCGGCGGCUGCUGCUGCGGCGGCGGCGGCGGCGCUGCCUUCGGCGGCGGCGGCAGCGGCAGUGCCUGCGGCGGCGGCCUCUGCGGCGGCGGCGCCUGCGCCGGUGGCUAUGGCGGCCGCCGCGCCGCAGAAUGUUCAGCCUGCUCAGGCAGAGGAGGCGAAGGUGGAGACGGAGGCGGAGGCGGCUGCCGCGACGCCCGCUGCAGCUGUGGUCGCAGCGGAAUCGGCAGAUAGGGCUGCUGUGGCGCCGCCGGCGCCUGCCGCCGCCGCCGCCCCCACCGCCGCCGCCGGCUCUGGGUCUGCCGGCAGCAAGUCGCUCCUGCCUGUGACGCUGCUGAGUGGCUUCCUGGGUGCGGGCAAGACCACGCUGCUGCGACACAUCCUCACACACAGAGAGCCCGGCAUGCGUGUGGCGGUGGUGGUGAACGACAUGGCCGAACUCAACAUUGACGCCGCGCUGGUCGCACACACCUCCCUCUCCGCCGCGCCCACCGCCGCCCCCGACCCCCACACCACCACCUCCACCUCCGGCUCCACCACUUCCUCCACACCUCGAAUCAAGGGCGUGCCCAUUCCAGGCUUUGCCGGCGGCGCCGCCGGCGGCGGCCUGGCGGCGGCGGCGCCGGAGCGGCUGAUCGAGCUGCACAACGGCUGCAUCUGCUGCACGCUGCGCGGGGACCUGGUGGCGCAGGUGGCGGAGAUCGCGGCGGACGGGCGGUUCGACUAUUGCGUGGUGGAGAGCACAGGCAUCGGAGAGCCCAUGCAGGUGGCGGAGACGUUUGAGUUCCCUCUGGACGGCUCCGACCCCGCCGCCGCACUGGCACUGGAGGCCGCCGCUCAGGCCCGAGCCGCCGCCACUGCUGCUACUGCUGCUACUGCUGACGGCGCCGCUGCUGCUACUGCUGCUGCUACUGCUACUGCCCCUCGGCGGCUGGCUGACGUGGCCCGGCUGGACACGUGUGUGACGGUGGUGGACGCGGCUAACUUGCUGGACAACCUGCACAGCUUGGAGACACUCAAGGACCGCGAGGCGGGCGAGAAGGUGCACCAGCACGGCGGCGGACACAGGGCGGGGCCGCCCGCACGGGCCAAGGCCGCCGCGGCCGCGGCCGCAGCCGCCGCCGCGUCAGCAGCAGCCUGUGAUCAUGAUCACGAUCACGAUGAGGGCUGUGAUCACGAUCACGACCAUGAUCAGGAUCAGGAUCACAACCAUGAUCAUGAUCAUGAUCAUGAUCAUGAUGAGGAGGACGCGGAGCUGGAGCGCAAUGUGGCGGAUCUGCUUCUGGACCAGUUGGAGUUCGCGGACGUCAUCCUGCUCAACAAGGUGGACACAGUGCCGCCCGCCGAGCUGCCUCGGCUGUUGGCGCUGGUGCGUGCCAUCAACCCCUCCGCCCGCCUGCUGCCCACCCGCCAGUCGCGUGUGCCGCUGGCCGAGGUGCUCAACACGGGCCGGUUCAGCCUGGAGCGGGCGCGGGAGGGGGCGGGCUGGCUCAAGGCCAUCCGCGAGGGCACCGACCUGGUGCCCGAGACGGCCGAGUACGGCAUCACCAGCUGGGUGUGGCGCUCGCGCCGCCCCUUCCACCCCGCCCGACUGCACGCGCUGCUGAGCAAGCACUGGGUGCUACAGCAGCCCGACUGGUCGGAGGCGGACGGAGGGCAGGGAGGCAGCGCGGGCGGGGGCGGGGGUCAGCAGGAGCAGGAGCAGGAGAAUGGAGAGGAGGAGGAGGAGGAGGAGGAGGAGAAGGAGGCGGGGGAGGUGGUGAGCGAGGAGGAGGGCGGCGGCAGCGGCGCGGGAGCGCUGGUGACAAAGCAGGUGGGCGCCGCGGCGCGCGCGGCACAGCAGGCCGCGGCGGCCCUCGUCAAGGCCCUGUCCGCGGCGGCGCCGCCGCCGGCUGCAGGCAAGCAGAACACGAAGGGUGGCGAGGCGGCGGCGGCGCUUCAGGCUGUGGCAGGCGCCGCCGCGGCGGCGGCGGGCGCCGCCAGCGCGGCGGCGGGUGCCGCCAGCGCGGCGGCAGUCGCGGCGGCGGCAGCCGCCGCCGCCGCGGCCACCGCCGCCGCCUCCCUCGGCUCCGGCUCCACCUCCUCCUCCACAUACCGCUCGUCCAAGCCGGAAACGCCUGCCCUGCCGGCGGCGGAGCCGCCGGCCGCCUCCGCCGCCGCCGCCACGCCGGCGGCGCCGGACCCGGCGGCGGCGGCCGCUGCCUCCGCCGCCCGUACGGCCUCGUACGGGCAGGUGCUCCGGUCCAAGGGCUUUGUGUGGCUGGCGGGGCGGGACGAUCACGUGGGCGAGUGGAGCAGUGCGGGUAACCUGCUGAGGCUGGGCACGGGCGGGCCCUGGUACGAUGUACUGCCCAGGGAGGCCUGGCCCACGGACCCGGCCCAGGUGGCAGACAUCAUGAAGGACUUCCAGCCACCCAUUGGCGACAGGCGCCAGGAGCUGGUGUUCAUCGGCAUCGACAUGAAGCGGCCGCAGCUGGAGGCGGCGCUGGAGGCGUGCCUGGCCACACCGGAGGAGGAGCGGCUGCUGGCGGCGGCGGCGGCGUGGAGGGCGGACGCGGCCAAGGCCCGGGCCAGGCGGGGCGGCGGCGGCCUGGCGGUGCCGGAUGAGCUGGACCCCUUCCUGCCCUGGCCCGACAUGGAGGACAUCAUGGAUGCCGGCGGCGAGGACGCCGAGGACGACGGGCAUGAUCACGAUCACGAUCACGACCAUGACCAUGAUCACAAACACUGCGAGGAUCUGGAUGACGAGUUGGAGGAGCUGGAGGAGGAGUACGAGCAGCAGGCGGCGGCACGCCGGCGCAAGCAUCAGGAGCAGGCGGAGGAAGAGGAGGGGGAGGAGGAGGAAGAGGGGGAGGAGGAGGAGGAGGACGGCUGCUUCUGGGAGCCGGGAGCGGUGUAUGAGCUGGAGGGCGGGGCGGCGGAGCUGCAGCAGCUGCUGGAUGAGACGGAGCAGCCCGCGGUGGUUGUGUUGUGGCACGCGCCCUGGGCGGUGGCCAGUCGGGAGGCGGAGGCGGCGCUGGAGGCGCUGGCGGCGCGGCAGCAGCAGCUGGUGUUUGUAAAGUGCGACCUCACGGCAUCGCAGGCCAACGAGGCGCUCGCCACCCACGGCCUCAAGCUGGUGGCACCGCCCGCCGGCCGCCGCGCCGACGCCCGGCCCACGCUGCGCCCGCACGCCGGCUUCAGCUCCGGUGAGGGCGGCGGCGGCGCGGCGCCCAAGUGGCCGGCCCUCAGCCUGCAUGGGCCGCCCGCGCUGAGCCCCGAGGCGCUGUUCGCGGGGCCCACAGCCGUGGCGGACCUCAGGGCUGAGAUCUCGCGCCGCCAGGCUGACUGGGCAACGUCCGCGCCCGCCACCGCCGCCGCCGCCACCGCGGCGCCCAUGACCGGCCGCGGCAGGAUCGCCUCCAUCGCCGCACUUGCCGCUGCCGCACCUGCCGCCGCCGCACCCGCCGCCGCCCCUGCUGCUGUGUCUGUGUCGGAGCUACAACGCGGUGCCGCCGACCUGAAGACACACCUGCAGGCCGCGCGGGAGGCCGGCGGCGGCGCCGGCCGCCCGCUGGUAGUGGCCUGGCUCUCCGCGCCCCCCGCCGCCGCUGCCGCCACUGAGGGCGGCGCCGCCGUUGACGCCGCCGCGCUGCGGCAGCAGCUGAUGGCGGCGGUGGCGGCGGCGCCGUGCCGGCCGGCGCUGCUGCUGGCGGAGGCGGGUGGCGGCGCUGCGCCCGCCAACCGGGCGCUGGCGGAGGCACUGCGGGUGGCGGCGGCGCCGACGCUGCAGCUGUAUGUCGACAUGAAGAUGCUCAAGUCCUUCAAGAGCGCAGGCGCGGUGGAGAAGCUGGCGGCUGCGCUGGCGGCGCUGCCCCCGGCCGCCGCGGAGCCUCACGCAAGCCCCGCCGCCGCCGCUGCGGCGCCCGCCGCCGCUGCGGCGCCCGCCGCCGCUGCCGCGGCUGCAGCCAGCGAUGCGGGCCCCUCGACGUCUGGCGGUGCGACGGCGGCGGCGGCGGCGGCGGCGGCGCACACGCCGAGUAUGUACGACCCGCCCACAGGCAAGUACGGCCGGCCCGGCACCUACAAGCAGUUCGGGCCCCGCGGCCGUGCUGUGUACUGGCCGCGUAUGCCCUGCCUGCGCUGCGGCUGCCCCUGGUGGCUGGGCGAGGACUGGGACGCGGAGUGCGUGCGCUGCGGCUGGGACUGCGAGGCGGACGGUUACGACGACGACUCCAACCCCCUGCCCGCCUACAAGGCCAAGUACGAGGCGUUCAGUGCGGCAGUCAGGGCCGGGCACACGCCGGCCUGGCGCGGCAGGCACCUUGGGCCGCGGGACUAGGGGCUGGGCGGCGGGAUGAGGGCUGAGGUGGGGGGAGGAAGGCAUUUGGGGGGUGGGGAAGUGCCGAAGUGGGUUUUGUGCGGAAUGAGGAGUGUUUGGUUGGGGGCAUGGGGUGGUGGUGUCUGUGGGAUGCGAGGGCUGGGGUGCUGGGGAGGAAGUUAAGGGUUAUGGUUUCUCACCUUUUUGCAUCCCGGGGAUUCUACAGGAAGGGUGUUUAGCAAUAGGUGCGGACAGGGGAUCGGAUUGGGAGAGGAGGGGGAGGGGAGGGGCGAGGGCAAGCGUGCCGAGCGCGGGCUAUUACUCAGGCCUGGCCGUGGAUUUGGCGGGGCGGUUGGCUAGGAGAGGUGGCCGACACGGGUGGCCGAGGACCGUAUAAUUUUGGGCCGAGGACCGUAUGAGCGUAUCCACCCCGUAUCCAC
Molecule: messenger RNA, 5936 nt
Organism: Chlamydomonas reinhardtii
Lineage: Eukaryota; Viridiplantae; Chlorophyta; Chlorophyceae; Chlamydomonadales; Chlamydomonadaceae
Exons: 20
Coding region: 163-5517 (1784 amino acids)
Source: RefSeq, a predicted model, not a curated record